Molecule: messenger RNA, 519 nt
Organism: Vicia villosa (hairy vetch)
Lineage: Eukaryota; Viridiplantae; Streptophyta; Magnoliopsida; Fabales; Fabaceae
Exons: 2
Coding region: 1-519 (172 amino acids)
Source: RefSeq, a predicted model, not a curated record
AUGGCCAGUACUCAGGCUUUUCUGCCACUACUCUCCUUUCCGUAUCCAUAUGACAGUUCGUCUUUUAUUACCCCACCACCACCUGGUUACCCAUCCUUCCAGCAGACACAGAUGCCCCAAUCCUUCCAUCAGACACAUGUGCCCCCAUCCUUUCGGCAGAUCGGAGGAUUUGGUUUUCCACCUCCCACACAGAUUAGUCCCUCAUCUUUUCAGCAGACUGGAGGAUCUAGUUUUCCAUCUCCCACACAGAUUAGUCCCUCAUCUUUCCAGCAGACUGGAGGAUCUAGUUUUCCACCUUCCACACAGACUGGUCCCACCCCACCAUCUUUCCAGCAGACUGGAGGAUCUAGUUUUCCACCUCCCACAAAGACUGGUCCCACCCCACAUCCCCCACAUGUGCCCCCACAGGAUGAUGAUCAGGCGGAGGAUGAGGCUGCGGAUGAUGAGUUGGAUGGGAGCGAUCUUCGAGGGGAUGAUGAUCCGAAUUCACGCCGAGUCGAACUGCUGCCAAAUUUAUAA